AUGAGGGACUGGUUCCUCUCCGAUUUUUUGGAGGGUGAUGCAGUUGCUUUGCUCAUCGACAACUCCAAGGGUCCCGACUGGCUAGUUUCGAGUGUGACAAAGACGCAGCAGCUGUUGAAGGACAUGUUCAAGAUUCUGAAGAUGAGGAACCGAUAUGCGAGCCAGCUGCAGGACUUGAAGUGCACAGCCGAGGAUGCUGCCAAGAACAUCGUCGCAGAAGCUCUGUUGCAGAAACUUCCAGAAGAGACUUUGGAGGUGAGGAGGAAUGUGGCUUCGAACUGGCUGAAGAAUGAGCUCACAGGCAUCGAUGCGAAGAUGAAGAACCUGGACGACAAGGCCACGGAGUACAUCGGCUGGGGAGGACGUCGUGUACAAAGUCUCCUUACUUACAUCCUGGACAGGGAGCCGGAAGUGGCUUCGCAAAGCUUUCGCCAGAUGUUUGAGUACUGGAGCGAGCUGAAUGCAGCCGACAUGGCGGCAAGGCGACUCAGAUCGAAGUUGGCAGGACCGACGGCGGCCAGCACCAGCGAGAAGGAGAACGACGUGAACCAGCUCAACAAUUCUGUGGAGGUGCAGAACAAGUCGCCAGAGCCGAGUGCUGUCGUGCGGAACAAGUCACCGGAGCCACGUGUGGUCUUGCAGAACAAAUCGCCGGAGCCCCGUGUGGUCGUGCAGAACAAGUCACCAGAGCCGAGUGCUGUCGUGCAGAACAAGUCACCGGAGCCAUGUGUGGUCGAUGUGCAGAACAAGUCACCGGAGCCAUGUGUGGUCGAUGUGCAGAACAAGUCACCGGAGCCAAGUGUGGAGGUCGUGCAGAACAAGUCACCGGAGCCAAGUGUGGAGGUCGUGCAGAACAAGUCACCGGAGCCGAGUGUGGAGGUCGUGCAGAACAAGUCGCCGGAGCCGAGUGUGGACAAAGCGCCGGAGCCCAGUGUGCACGAGCAGAACAAGUCGCCGGAGCCCCGUUUGGUCGUGCAAAACAAGUCGCAGGAGCCAAGUGUUGGCGAGCAGAACAAGUCGCCGGAGCCGAGUGGUGACGUGCAGAACAAGUCGCCGGAGCCAAGUGAGCACGAGCAGAACAAGUCGCAGGAGCCAAGUGUGGACGUGCAGAACAAGUCGCCGGAGCCAAGUGUGGACGUGCAGAACAAGUCGCCGGAGCCAUGUGUGGACGUGCAGAACAAGUCGCCGGAGCCUAGUGCGGUCGUGCAGAACAAGUCGCAGGAGCCAAGUGUGGACGUGCAGAACAAGUCGCCGGAGCCUAGUGCGGUCGUGCAGAACAAGUCGCCGGAGCCUAGUGCGGUCGUGCAGAACAAGUCGCAGGAGCCAAGUGUGGACGUGCAGAACAAGCCAGUAGCCACGGGGGAGCAGCAGGUGGACGUGCAGAACAAGCCAGUAGCCACGGGGGAGCAGGAUACUCAGCUAGGUGACUUCCAUACGGUGGACGACGACAUGUUAGACAUCGAGCUCACCCAGAAGCUGGAGAAGCUGGGCAGCGGUCUUACUGAUCCGGAACCCGAGGACUGCUGCUUCAAUCUACUAGCAGACUUGUGUUGGGAAAAGUCCCAGCUCAUGGCCGAGGGCUACAUAAGCCAGAUCGAUUUCCACAUCUCGCCGGUCCAGGAGAAGACAGACGCCUUGGAUAUGAAGUGUGUCGAAGGUGCUAAAGAGGAGGCUCAGCUGAAGCCGCUGGUGGACGAUUUGGGCAAAGCAAUUGACAACUAUGGGGUCGCGAUCAAGGCCAUCAAGACUCUGUAUGCUUCUUGGCGGAAUGAUUGCUUCCAGUCAAAGCAUGUCCUUAUGGCACGAGUUCAUGGUAGCAUGUAA
Symbiodinium sp. CCMP2456 is the source of this 1824-nucleotide messenger RNA. The record is from the annotation of a GenBank genome assembly. NCBI's taxonomy places the organism in Eukaryota, Dinophyceae, Suessiales, Symbiodiniaceae.